AUGGGCUGUUUUUCCCCCCCCCCCCCCCCCCCCCCCUCUCCUUGCAAUCCAUCUCAUCUCAUCGCAUCCCUGCCCUCUCCCUCUCCCUCUCUCUCCCUUCCCCCUCACACCCAUUCACAUCGCCGACCCACCGGCGACAACACGCCCCCCCUCUCCUUCGUUACCCUCGCGGUCAUUGGCAACGCGCCCGUGCGCUUCUCCCCACCAUGUCUCAAAUGGACUUUGCCGACCCAAUUCCCAGUUUCCAUCCCCCGCCUCCCCAAGCGACGACGACCACAACAACCACAUCCCCCUCUCCCGCCGAAGCCUACCCCCCGCCCCGACCCGUGCAUGACCUACUCGCCCUCAUCCGUGGCGCCUUCAACGCAGUGCUUGACCUGGCCCCUGGUCUCGCCUCUCAACCAACUCAAACGUCUACCACCACUACGGUGA
Molecule: messenger RNA, 432 nt
Organism: Chondrus crispus (carragheen)
Lineage: Eukaryota; Rhodophyta; Florideophyceae; Gigartinales; Gigartinaceae
Exons: 1
Coding region: 1-432 (143 amino acids)
Source: RefSeq, a predicted model, not a curated record